Molecule: messenger RNA, 8093 nt
Organism: Bicyclus anynana (squinting bush brown)
Lineage: Eukaryota; Metazoa; Arthropoda; Insecta; Lepidoptera; Nymphalidae
Gene: arm
Product: armadillo segment polarity protein
Exons: 15
Coding region: 189-2579 (796 amino acids)
Biological process (GO): cell adhesion; positive regulation of transcription by RNA polymerase II
Cellular component (GO): adherens junction; catenin complex
Molecular function (GO): transcription coactivator activity; cadherin binding; protein phosphatase binding
Source: RefSeq, a predicted model, not a curated record
UGACAGCGUCACAUCAAUGGCGAAUGUAAACGAAACAUUCCGAAUAAUACGCCAUAUUGUCAUGUCAGUGAAGGUGGUGAAAGCACUUGCGUUUUUAUUUACUUGAAUUGUGUGAUAUUAAGUGAUUUACUAAUUGAUAGCGGCUUAAAAAUUCAAGGCGCAGGGUGCAUCGCUGCAUCCGCUGAACCAUGAGUUACCAGAUACCAUCCUCACAGAGCCGCACGAUGUCACACAGCAACUAUGGUGGUUCUGACGUGCCAAUGGCACCCAGCAAGGAACAACAGACACUCAUGUGGCAGCAGAACUCAUACCUGGUGGAUUCUGGUAUCAACUCUGGGGCAGCCACUCAGGUGCCAUCUCUCACUGGCAAAGAAGAUGACGAGAUGGAAGGAGAUCAGCUCAUGUUUGAUCUGGACCAGGGCUUCGCUCAAGGGUUCACUCAGGAGCAAGUGGAUGACAUGAACCAGCAGUUGUCACAAACCAGGUCCCAGCGAGUGCGCGCCGCCAUGUUCCCAGAGACUCUGGAGGAGGGCAUUGAAAUCCCCUCCACACAGCUGGACCCAGCACAGCCUACUGCAGUCCAGCGCUUGUCUGAGCCCUCCCAGAUGUUGAAACAUGCUGUUGUCAAUCUUAUUAAUUAUCAAGAUGAUGCUGAUUUGGCAACAAGGGCAAUCCCAGAGUUGAUCAAACUACUCAAUGACGAAGAUCAAGUGGUAGUGUCACAAGCUGCCAUGAUGGUUCACCAGUUGUCAAAGAAGGAAGCUUCGCGGCACGCUAUAAUGAACUCUCCGCAAAUGGUUGCGGCCUUAGUGCGAGCGAUCUCCAACAGCAAUGACUUGGAGACAACCAAAGGGGCAGUUGGGACCUUGCACAACUUGUCUCACCACCGACAAGGUCUUCUUGCCAUAUUCAAGAGUGGAGGCAUACCAGCUCUGGUGAAACUCCUAUCCUCACCAGUGGAAUCUGUGUUGUUCUAUGCCAUUACGACCUUGCAUAACCUUUUACUGCACCAAGAUGGUUCAAAAAUGGCUGUCCGUCUUGCUGGUGGUCUUCAAAAGAUGGUGGCCUUACUUCAGAGGAAUAAUGUGAAGUUCCUGGCAAUUGUUACCGAUUGUCUCCAGAUAUUGGCGUAUGGGAACCAGGAAUCCAAGCUUAUCAUCCUGGCUUCACAAGGCCCUAUCGAGUUAGUGCGUAUCAUGCGCUCUUUUGACUACGAGAAGUUGCUUUGGACCACAUCCAGGGUUCUGAAGGUUUUGUCCGUCUGCUCAAGCAACAAGCCGGCGAUAGUGGAGGCAGGUGGUAUGCAGGCCCUGGCCAUGCACCUUGGCAACCCCAGUGGCCGCUUAGUCCAGAAUUGCCUUUGGACUUUGAGGAAUCUGUCUGAUGCUGCUACCAAGGUGGAAGGGCUAGAAGGCCUGCUGCAAAGCCUGGUGCAAGUGCUGGCCUCCACCGACGUUAAUAUCGUGACUUGUGCUGCUGGAAUAUUGUCCAACUUGACCUGCAACAACCAACGUAACAAGGUACUGGUGACAGUGUGCCAAGCCGGCGGCGUGGACGCCCUGGUGCGCACGGUGGUGUCGGCCGGGGACCGCGAGGAGAUCACCGAGCCGGCCGUGUGCGCGCUCCGCCACCUCACCUCGCGGCACGUCGAGAGCGAGAUGGCGCAGAACGCUGUCCGGCUGCAUUACGGCCUGCCUGUGAUAGUGAAACUUCUGCAACCGCCGUCCCGCUGGCCGCUGGUGAAGGCGGUGGUGGGGCUGGUGCGCAACCUGGCGCUGUGCCCCGCCAACCACGCGCCGCUGCGCGAGCACGGCGCCGUGCACCACCUCGUGCGCCUGCUGCUGCGCGCCUUCAACGACACGCAGCGGCAACGCGGCUCGGUGUCGGGCGGCGGCGGCGCGGGCGGCGCGUACGCGGACGGCGUGCGCAUGGAGGAGAUCGUGGAGGGCGCGGUGGGCGCGCUGCACAUCCUGGCGCGCGAGGGGCUCAACCGCGCGCUCAUCCGCCAGCAGAACGUCAUACCGAUCUUUGUGCAGCUGCUGUUCAACGAGAUCGAGAACAUACAGCGCGUAGCAGCAGGGGUACUUUGCGAGUUGGCCGCAGACAAAGAAGGGGCCGAAAUGAUAGAAGCCGAAGGGGCUACGGCCCCUCUCACAGAGUUGCUGCACUCCCGUAAUGAAGGCGUAGCGACGUACGCCGCGGCCGUACUGUUCCGCAUGUCCGAGGACAAGCCGCAUGACUACAAGAAGAGACUCUCCAUGGAGCUGACCAAUUCGCUGUUCCGCGACGAUCACCAGAUGUGGCCCAACGAUCUGGCCAUGCAACCUGAUCUGCAGGACAUGCUCGGGCCCGAGCAGGGCUAUGAGGGUCUCUACGGGACGCGGCCCUCCUUCCAUCAGCAAGGCUACGAUCAGAUACCGAUAGAUUCAAUGCAGGGCCUCGAAAUCGGCAGCGGAUUCGGAAUGGAUAUGGACAUCGGGGAAGCCGACGGCGGCGGCGCAGCGUCUGCGGACCUGGCCUUCCCCGAACCACCGUUAGACAACAACAAUGUCGCCGCCUGGUAUGACACCGACCUUUGAACGACAAAACAACAGCACGCCAAAAACUUUGUCUAAGGCUAUGUAUACAUGGUUGAAAAUUAACGCGCGGAUAUUUGGAUAUACCGCGACAAUUAAACUUAACCCGUCAAGUGACUGAUAUGUGUGAUUCAAACUGAAUUUCCAUUUACCACCAUUAGCGUUAACUUUGACUUUAAAUCUAGCGUCUUUGACUGGUUUUCUUGACAAAAAUAAUCAAUUUUAUAUGCAAUUUCAUCGUGGAUUUUAGUUGCAUUAGUAAUAAGGCAGCUUUACGUUAUCGAUUGUUAAACUUGUAUCGCGAACACCAAAAUAAAAUGAUAUUUUUGAAUUAAAAAUUGUAUUAAUUUGAAUUUUGUGUAAUGUUUAUGGCGAUUAAAAAACGCUGCGUCAUUUUUCACUAUCAGUGCCCAAGCCCAAUCAUAGCCCAAGAACGGAAAACGAGUACAAAUAGCAGUAGUGAAUACAUGGAAUCAUAAAUAAGAUAGAGGUUGCAACUAUACAAUUGACUUCAGUGUAGAAUCAAAACUACAAAACUAACCUUGGGCCUUAGCCAAGUUUCACGUCGAUUCUCAUUCUACAAACGCUAACGAAAGUUGGAAAACUAACAAAAUGAUGAAUGACAGAUCCGAUCACGUGACCUGUGUUAGUGAAUGUCAUCCCCAUACAUUUUUUGAUUUUCGAAGCGAUAGCGUUUGUAGAAAGCUACAGGCCCUUGUUAGAUUUCAUGACUCCUCUUCAAAUUCACGUUAUGCUAUUUACAUUAUUCAUGUGUUUUGUUACAAUGUACUGGACAGUAUAAAUUAUUUCGAAUGUUGUUAUAAGGUAGAUACAUAUUGCUAGAACAAUGUUGUUUUUUAUAAAAACAUUAUCUGUUUGUAUUUUUUUUUAAUAAAAUCAUAUUUUUUAGAAAAAAUUUGCUUUGAACUUAAAAAUAUUCAAUAUUCACAAAAUUUUGAUGUGUCAUAGCAUUUAGCAAAUAUGUAUCUAUCUUAGUAUUGAUUCGCGCGUUGAUAAGUUAUUGUUGAACGAAUGAAAAAGUACGAUUUAAGUUUUACCCCACGACAUAUUAAUUAACAAUUAUUCUGUUGCAACUUGUUUUAAUAUUAAGAUCUCAUGAAAAAUUAUAAAAACAUGACAUUUAAAUCGCACGAAAACUAAAAUGUUCAAUUCUGUGAUAUUACAUUCAUUUGAACAUAUCAAAGGCAGCUGACAUGAAUAAAAAAAAACGAUUAUUUUUAUGUGAUUAAAUAUAAAAAAAGUGCAAUCACUAACACUGGUGCUAAUUUUGAAAAAAAAAAUUAAAUUUUGAAACAUCCGAAAUCACACAGAACAACACAGAAAAUCGAUUUAAUAUCGCCCUGCAUUGAUUAUAUCGAGUUUUGUACGGGGACGUAUGAAAUGCGUGUAAUCGGAAAAUAGGGUAUUGUUUACAUUUAAGAUAUGACAUAGGCUUUAAAUUAAUACUGGAUAGAGUACCAUUCUUCUAAUAUGUACGUGCAUUUAUGGAGUUUGUAGUGUGUUUUUUUUAUGUUGAAAUAAUUAGCUGAAUGACUCUUUUUUUUUAAUUAAUUAAAUGAUGCAUAAGACUGUUUGAUUGCGUAAGGUUGGUAUUUUGUAUUGGCUAUGGACAACUAUUUUGUAUUGUGAUGACUAAAGCAGACGUUAUUUUACUGAAAUCACUAUGCAUAACGCAAAUUUAUUUUGUUAAUUUCCUCAAAAAUCUGAUCUGUGUUACCCUCCCACCUCACAGAUCCGAAAAAUCCACUCAUGGUUUUGUUCGAAUUUUCUAGAUUACUUGUUGACAGAACACUUAUUUAAAUUGCAAAAUAAUUUAUUUAUUUAGGAAUUUAGUGAAAUAAAAUUACUCAUUAUUACUUUUAAAUGAAACUCACAGAAUAAACUACAUGUACAUUUUUCCACUGACAAACGAAAUUUUUAUUUGAACAAUAUAAUAUGAUCUGUUGUAUACAAAUCUUAAAGUGAAGAAAAUCAAAGUUUUCGUCCCUGUCUGCUUCUAUAAUAGUAAAAGGGACUUGCGUUUUAAAACACAAUUAAUUGUUUUACUUUUUUAUUUGUAUAUAAAACCCUAUUAUUACUGCAUUAUCCGCGUGUCAUACGUUUAUAUAAUAGUAAAUGUAAAAAAAUACACGCGGCGUUGUAUGUAUAUGGUGAAAGCGUUAGUAGCAACAUAACUGAACUAAACCAGUUCAAAAUAGCAACAUCGCAUAAACCAUAUAUUAUACGACAAGUGAGGUAUCAAAUAUUAAUUGUGAGAAAAGUGGAUAAAUGUAUAUGUAUUAGGGUGUCCCUUAUUUUUGAAAGUUUUAAAUUUGUAACGCAUAGGUCCUAGUUUUGUUCAUUUGCCUCUAAAACACUCGAAAAUAAUUUUUUACCUUAAUUGAAUAACGAUAACCCGUGCCGACUUGCAUCGAAACAUGUUCAUACAUAGUAGCGGCGCACACUCGCGGUAUUUGUCAUUUGUUGACAAUUAUUCUCACGAUUAACACGUAUUGUUUUACAUUUAAAAGAUGGCAGUGGAUUUAAGAAGUAACAAAAAAUGUAUUUUCUUAGUUAGUAACGCGAAUUAUCAAAUAACAGGCGCAAAGUUACCGUCAAAUCGUCAAGUUCUAGCAGUACUUUUGUUUAACAUUCGCGAAGGGAAAUUGUCUGUUAGUGAAAGCGCUAAUCUCGUCAUUCGGGAGUGUAUUGUAUAUUGAAAAAAAGCUAGAAUCCCUACCAGAGCUAUACCUAACUGGGUAAAAAAACUUGUUGAUCUUCACCAUGCUUGGCGUGCUUUGAUUAUUUGACAUAGCGCACGCUGAUACUUUAGAACGGAAUAAAAUUGAAGAAGACAAAAUAUUUUUACAAAAACAAUGAGAACCAGGGCGUCCAGGAUAUUUAGCGGGUGUAGACAAAGAGUUGGGCGAAAAAGAAGACAGGGCAAACCAAAGCAAAUUAAAUGAAGAGAAAAAAAAAUGUGAGCAAAUGUAUUAUGGAGGUUUAUCGUCAUCAGUUAGAACGCAACAUGUUAUUCAAGCAGAGGGACAACAAAAACAACUUACCAGCUCUAAUGAAAGUUUUGAGGACCACUUGGCCUCCACCUCUCAAACGGUAAGUUCAGAAACUACUACAAAAAGAGGAAGGAAAGACUUCAUCACGCCUAAGAUAGUUGAGCUUUAGAUAGAUGUCAAUUGAGCAUGAGGGAUUCUGUCUAUAAAAUUCAGGCUGUGGUAGAAGCACUAGAUCUUGGUUGUGAUGAUUGCCCGACAAACAUGUCGUCUAUUUAACGUAUUCGCACACAGGGUCGAAAGGAUAGAGCGGAAUCUAUUAAAUCCGAUUUUCAGAAUAAUAUGCUUGAAAUGGUGACUGUUCACUGGGAUGGGAUAUUAUUACCUGGACUUGAUGUAAGAAGUUCUAAAAAAACGCCUGCCAAUUUUAAUUUCAUUUGGAGAAAUUUAUAAAUUGUUAAUACUGUCUUAUUUAUUGUUGCAGGAAAAUCAUUAAGUGAUUUUGUGUCUGUCAAGAGCACUAAUUUAUUUAGUCGAUUAAAAAUUGAUAGGGCGUUCCUCCAGACACCCAUUUCUAUAUGGGAUGACGUGGGGGAUGGGGUGUUACCUAUACAGAAGCAAAAAAGAAAGUGCUUUCUUUAAGGGCUGUUAAUGAUACGGCUGUAUAGAGCUGUAAAACUUAUGCAAGAUUUUCGUGGUUCGAUACUGCAAAGGAAGAGCAAUAGCAAUUUUUGCUUCGUUGUGUUUAGGAGCAUAGAACUCUGUACCCGGACUGUAAAAAGAGACUUAUCCUAAAAAAACUAUCCUGCCUGAUCUGUAAUUUUAUCUUUUAAUAAAUAUUUUAAAGAAAAUUGAGUAUUUCAAUUUAUUUUGUUAUAUAGCGGAAGGGGUCAAAAACCGCAAUACUUUAAAUCUUUCGGGCCCUAUCGGCACGGGUUAACGUUGACGUAGGACGAUUAAAUUUUGUAUUUAAGUUAGUCUAGGUAGUCUAAAAAGAAAUAGGGGGUAUGCGUUUUAAUAUCUAAAAAAAAAAUUUUUUUGCCCAUAUAAGGGACACCCUAAUAUGUAUGUUUUGUUUUCUUGUACUAUAUUUAAUUAAAUUAAAAAACUUUAACAGUCUAAUAGAAGCAGGUUUUACAAACAUUCAUGAUGUAUACCUACUAUGAAUUUUUUUCUUACAUAUUUUUUUUUAAUCUAACAAGUCUGUGUGACGUAACACAGAUUCGACAAUUCCCCCAACUUUUUUAACCGACUGCAAGAAGAGUUACGUUUUUUUUUAAUUUUACAAUCUUAAAUGAUGAAAAGCCAUUUUUCGAAGCAGAUUUUUGUGGAAACAAUAAAAUGAAUUUAUUAUUUCUUGUUUAUUACUUAAACUUUUAAUUACUUAUUUGUAGGUACAGUAUUGCGUAAAACUUUGAUGCAAUCGAUGCAAAAUUAAAUUGACUGACACUGUUUUAUUAUUGAAUAUAACUACUAGUGUCAAGACUGUAUGUGACUAUUGCUUGGCAAGUUCGUUGAUGACACUCCCAUGAUAUGCGGGCGACGGAGGGGAAAGGCUGCGCGGGUGUGAAAUCGUGCGUGCGGGGAAGUGAUGUUCUUCAUUCAUCGCUACACGCCCCCCGGCCUGCGCGGACCAUCGGUAGUGUUACGAACGAAUUUGCCAAGCUUUAAGAGACAGGUUUCGUUGUACAGUACUUACCUGAACUUACGAAUGGAUAGUUUUUUUUUUUCACUUGUAUACUUAAAUACGCAAUGUAAUUUGUAUGGACAUGUAUUAGGGAAUAUCUAGUUCUUUAUUUAGUUUCCGAUUAGACUAUGAACAAACUAAUUGAAUAUCGGUAAUGUAUGUAAUAGAAAAUAGUUGAUAUAUACGACAAACUGACGUUUUUUAAUCGAAGUAAUAAUCAGUAGAAACCCCUUAUAGGUUAAGGUGCGUUUACACUAUACACAGUUCGUGCCAAAAUUAUUAUUAUUUCCAUUUGAAUGUAUUUUUCAAAAUGUAUUCCUGGUAUUUUAUUCUGUUGACGCGACUAUGUCAUAGUUUAGUUCGACCUAUUUGGAAUAAAAAAAAAUCAAAUAGUGUAAUACGUAACUUAACAAUAUUGUGUUCUGUAAUGAAAAUAAUCUAACUUUCAUAUUUAUAAACAUGGAUUAAUUUUCUGUGUGUGUGUCAUAGUAAAGUGGACUUCACUACUAUUUCUCUUUAUUUUAAAGAAAAUUGAGGUUUAAAUCUUAAUCCAUGUUUAUAAAUAUGGAAGAAAAUGUUUAGGAGAUGCACACUAACGUAACGUACACGUAGAUUUAGAUUAUUGUAAUCGUAAUGUGUAAGGAUUAGUAUUAAUUGCGUAAUUCCUUUUUUUAGGGUCCUCAUAUAAUUUUUCUAUUUGAUAUUUUAAGUAGCUUCAUCAAUGUUUUUUAUGUUUAUUAGUACAACUAUGAAGACAUUGCUGAAGCUGUGAUGUUUUUGUCCAUUUAUGUAUGGAUAUUAAAUUAAAUUUAAAAAAUA